Molecule: messenger RNA, 456 nt
Organism: Tachyglossus aculeatus (Australian echidna)
Lineage: Eukaryota; Metazoa; Chordata; Mammalia; Monotremata; Tachyglossidae
Gene: CMC2
Product: C-X9-C motif containing 2
Exons: 3
Coding region: 61-300 (79 amino acids)
Cellular component (GO): mitochondrion
Source: RefSeq, a predicted model, not a curated record
CGAGUUCAAGAGCCGGGGCCGGUGACGGGUUGGAAGGGUUUUCAUGGUUCCGUCUGCAAGAUGCAUCCAGAUUUAUCGCCGCACCUGCACACUGAAGAAUGCAACGUAUUAAUCAACCUGCUCAAGCAGUGUCACAGAGAGCACAACGUCCUGAAGUUUUUCGGUCACUGCAACGACAUGGACCGGGAGAUGCGGAAAUGCCUGAAGAAGGAGUACCAAGACAAGAGAGCCAAGAGUCAGGCGUUUGGGAGGGAGAUGCAGCGGAGGCUCAUGAACGCCACAGAAGAGUCGAAGAAUUAAGCCACGCCGGAGAGCGGGGCCCAAAAGUUGAAAGAAAACACGGACGUUGGGCCGAGGGCUUAAAGAUGGCCUUCAUUUGGAUGAAGAAAGCGAUUUUCCCGCUGGUUAAUGCCGGUAAUAAAAAUAGGCACCGUUGGGCUGCCCGGGUAUUUUGAA